Iphiclides podalirius (scarce swallowtail) is the source of this 798-nucleotide messenger RNA. The record is from the annotation of a GenBank genome assembly. NCBI's taxonomy places the organism in Eukaryota, Metazoa, Arthropoda, Insecta, Lepidoptera, Papilionidae.
AUGGACUCGCUGUGCAAGGACCACUUCCUGCAGCGGCAGUACCGGAAGGUCGAUGGCGGGGUCCUGUGGUCUCGCAACGAGCGCAACCUCGACUGCACGGUCACCUUCCAGACGCACAGCAUCCUGCAGCGGUUCAUGCUGCACUUCGACUUGCUGCAGCUCGACUGUAACGACCACUUGUACGUGUACGAUGGCGCCCACCCCACCGCACCGCCUCGGGCGGACUUCUCGUGCCGCAACACCAAGCAGCAGGUGGGGGCGAUGUUCACGCGCAGCAACUUCGUGACCCUCAAGUACGUCACCGACAACUGGGGCACCGACGCCAACGGUUUCAAGCUCAUCGUGACCGCCAUCAAAGACCCUAUUUCCUCAGAGCACGGCUGCAAGGAGUUUCGCUGCAAGCAGCGCGAGUUCUGCGUUAGCGCGGACCUCACCUGCGACGGCGUGGACCACUGCGCCGACGGCUCCGACGAGGACACCGCCGUACUCUGUCCCGAGAACGGUGGCGGAGGCGCCGGAGGUAUGUGGGUGGUGGUAAUGGCGGCCGGUGCAGGGCUAGCGGUAUUCGCCGCCGGCCUGGCGCUCUGCUGCUACUGCCGCCGGCGCGCACCCACCAGGCGCACACAUCUACAUUUGCAACAGGUGGCGAGUAGCAACGGCGCCGGGGCGGCCGGCAAGGCGGCGGGCGAGCCGCCGGCGCCGGGCGGCACGCGGCUGCCGGGAAACUGGCCGCUCCCUGCGGGCCCGCGCGGGUACAACGCGGCGCGCCCGGGCCGCCUGCGGGCGCGGGCGCAGCGC